CUCCGGAUCCUAGAGGCUGAAGAAGAGUCAAGCUACAGCAACAUGGCUAGCAGCUCCAGAAAUGGAAAGCCAGGACGGAAGCAGGUUGCUACGGUGUCUCGGUUGAAGAGACCGCAGAAUGUCGUUCCUUGGCAGAGCAAGGCUGAAUGGGACCAAGUGAUGGUGGGGCUGUAUUGUGAGGACUGCCAGACACAGCGAGACGCACUAGACAGAGUGUCUGUCUGGAAGAGCAGGUUCGGGCACAAGAUGCCUUUGGCUGUGGAAUGCACUGCCGAUCUGAUCCGCUGUAAGCUCCUAGAUGCCUCUGGAGUUCUGAAAUCCCAUGAAUUGAUUCUUACAUAUGGCCUGGCGUUAGUGAGGUUUGUGAAUCUCAUCACCGAGCGGAAGCAGAGGAUGGUGGCCAUUCCGCUAAGGCAUCUAGCAAAAGAGCUGAACAUCCCAACCUGGAUCGUGGAUCUCCGUCACGAUCUGACUCACGGCACCCUUCCCCAGCUGGUCACUUGCCGAAAAGGCCGCGAUACUGUGCUGGACUGGCUUCGGCGCUCCUAUUGGCGCUGCCAGCUGGGCAACAGUUCAGUUGAAGAAGGUGAGGAGGAAGCCGAAGAAUCCUCAGAAACAGACGGUGACGAUGAGACGGACAGCAGUCAAGAAGAUCCAGAGAAGACGCUCGGUGAGCAGAAGCACCAGGAACUCUGUGGGAGAGUCAGAGAUGUUUUGACUUCCUAUAACAAUCAGCGACUUGAGGUUCUGGGGAAGCAACCAAACAUCAAUCAGGCCUGCAAGGUUUGGAGCACAGCUACUUCAGAGGUGGAGUGGGUCAUGGCCCAGAUGAAAGAUUUAUUACAAGAAAACAGGGAAGGUGUGGCUGAGACGUUGCUGGAAGAUGGCUUUCUCAUUCCAACUGCAGACACGCUGCAGAUCUUGAGCGUUCACCCUCAAGAAACUCACAAGUGGGAUUUUAAGAUCCCUCGAGUGUUUCUUCGUUACUGGCAGCCCCUGCUGAAAGGUUUGCACUCCAGAAAUUUCACUCAGACUCUGCUGGAGAAAAUGUUUAAUGAGUUGAAGGCACACCCAAGGAUCCCAUCACUUCGGUUUCAGUACCUCAUCAACUGGAUCACAAAAAUUCUGAAGGCCAACUUGCAAGUUAAGAAGAAGUUAAAGUCUUCCAGAGCAAAGAAGAAACAAAGCUGCCUAAGACUGUUUCACCGCCAUAUUUCAUUGCAGUGGCUGAAGCUCCUCAGGGAUUGCCUCGAAGCACCUUGCUGGGCAAGUCCCCAUCUCUUGCAUCUGAUUCUGCUGAGUAUGGAGCCGCCCUUGCCGGAUGACGCUCAAGAGAAACUUCUCUACCUCGCUUCUGUUUACACCCAAGAAGAGGGCUCCCUUCCCAGUUCCGGCUCAACUCUGGACUUUGGCAGGCAGCCCGUUUACACUGUGGAGAGCUUACUGAAGCUCAGUGCUGCUGCCCGCAGAUUCCUGAAGAGAGCAGGGAGGCGAGGGCUGCUGCUGGGAAGAGUCAAAGAGGAAGGGUUGGCGGAGGAGGAGGAGGAGGAGGAGGACGAAGAAGACAUGGACACUCAGUCACCGUCACAGCAAGAACCUCUCUUGCUGGAGGACCCAGGAGCUUUGGCCGAGAAAAGGAAAGCGCUUCAGGGCACAGCCUGGCAGGUCAGCUCAGAUGAGCUGAAAUGGAGAAAUUUUCCCCUGGGAAAACUGCCUGGCCAAACAGAUGAUCCUGAUACCCUGGUAGUGGAUAACUACACCGUGAUGUCGGCUCUCGACCAGCUGGGGCACGGAGACAGGAAAAGUUCCCCCGACAGCGUCUCAUCAGAAUGGCCUGGCUUUCUCACAGCGGGACUCUUAUGGACCCAGAGCGAGCUUCAUAAGUUAAGGAGCGGGAUUCAGCUUUUCUGAGGGGGCGAUUCCGCGCCAACGACACAACCUAAAGGGAGGCUUUUCUUGCUGCUCGAGGAAGAAUGCUGUGCCUGCUCUUUGCAAGUUAUUUUGGUGCAAUGCAGCUAAUUCUCCAUACUAGAUGGUUCCUCCUGGACAUUUAAGGGCUGUGGAGAGGCGGGCACAGCUAAUCCGCAAAACAGAACUGCUCACUGCUUAAACUCAUUCUUGCAUUUCAAUAAAAUGUUUCGUAUUUUUG
Messenger RNA from Candoia aspera, 2149 nucleotides. RefSeq names its product LAS1 like ribosome biogenesis factor (gene LAS1L). The transcript is spliced from 13 exons. NCBI's taxonomy places the organism in Eukaryota, Metazoa, Chordata, Lepidosauria, Squamata, Candoiidae. Bases 43 to 1911 code for a protein of 622 amino acids. The record is from RefSeq and is a predicted model, not a curated record. Gene Ontology annotation, cellular component: Las1 complex; preribosome, large subunit precursor. Gene Ontology annotation, biological process: maturation of 5.8S rRNA; maturation of LSU-rRNA. Gene Ontology annotation, molecular function: endonuclease activity.